Maniola jurtina (meadow brown) is the source of this 2168-nucleotide messenger RNA. RefSeq names its product serine-rich adhesin for platelets (gene serpin-34). The record is from RefSeq and is a predicted model, not a curated record. The coding region runs from base 204 to 2168 and encodes 654 amino acids. NCBI's taxonomy places the organism in Eukaryota, Metazoa, Arthropoda, Insecta, Lepidoptera, Nymphalidae. Gene Ontology annotation, molecular function: serine-type endopeptidase inhibitor activity. The transcript is spliced from 5 exons.
AGACUACACAGGGACAGGUCAACAAUCUCAGUGGAGUCAUUACGUAGUACCUCCAUAGUAUACCUAAAAAGUAUUAUCGUGUUUCGAAUAAUAAUAACUUAAUAUAUGCAUUUUUUCGCGUAAAUAUGUACGCAGGGCGUUCACCGAAAGGUCCGCGGUCUCAACUCCCAAUGCUAAUAAAUAAUUAGUGGCGAAGAAACUAGAUGCGAGUUCGCAGCCACUCGACCACAAACAGAACCGCGAGCACGAUGGUCCGAGCCGGACGCUCGCGCCCUCUUGCCACCGCUGGUAUUUCGCGAUAUCUUUGCCUAUUUGCGAUUACCAGAGUAGUUACCGGUACAGAAUAUGGCAUUCCAAUAGAAAUAAAGUCGUGGGACUCCAAGCGGACCCCUUUAGCUCACAUGGUAGACGUUACAAACGAAUUUGGUUUAAAGGUUUUGGCGGAACACAACUUUUUAAAUGACAAUAAUAUUGCAUUUUCCCCUUAUGGGUUAAUGGGUAUUUUAGUUGCUCUGUAUGAAGGUGUCGACGGAGAGUCGUCGUACCAGAUCCAGCGGAGCAUGCAGCUGCCGUGGAACAGGAAUGUUAUGAGGAUUGGUUUCCGAGAUAUACAUCGCACUCUUAAAACAUACUUUGUUCCUGAGGAGGGCUUUCUCGCAGGAUUGGCUCUUAAUAACGAAAAUGUUACUUUUACCGAAAGCUACAAAAAGAUUCUCCGAUUUUAUGGAUUUGAUUUAGAGAGUGAUCACUCACCCAGUUCCAAACCUACAGAAACCCCGCAAAUGACAACUAGUCUAGAUAAUUCUACAACAACUACAACUAGGACAAGUACUACAAGUACCACAGUGAGUAGUAGUAGUACACCAACCACAAUUAUUACAAUUGCAGAAAAAGUUACAAGUCGUGAAGAUCCAUCAACAGCUUCUACUAAAGCAACUAAAGAAGAAACUACACCGAAUCCACAAGUAGAAACUUUAGAUACUGUAGAUAUUCGCGGGGACAACGCAGACACCCCUGUACUUACCACCAGCGCAACUUCUACUGUUACUACUACUGGUAGCACUUCAAUGGAAACAACUACAAUGAAUGGAAGUACUACACAGAUGACGACAGUAUCUUCUGGUGCAAAAACAGACUCACUUACUGUUCCUUCCACCACUGAGACAAUGUUAUCAACAGACGCAUCUACUAUGCAAACUAUGCAAAUGACCACACAAGAGUCAACCGAUACAACUACUAUUUCUACGGAUUCAACAGUUACUGAGACCACAUCAACUUUACCAACUACAUCCAAUACAGAGAUCUUGAGUACAGGUUCUUCAACUAUGACUACCAAUACUCAAACGACAUCAGCUGGUUCGGUUACCGAAACGCAGCAAACUGAACAAAUCUCCACAAAUACUGAAACAACUGCAGAGUCGUCAACAAUGCCCACAACCUCCACAUUAGAAACACUAGAACGAAGAAAGAAGUCGGUACUCGACUUUUUGUACUCAAGCCCACUUUACGAUGAUGAUUACUUGGUGUAUAGGUCGUUUAAUGUUGGGACAGAAUUACCAACUGAAAAUUCAGAAGAGGACGAUACAAAUUUUAUGGCAAAUGGACUGAGGAAUAUUCAGGUAGCCUACAUGCAUUACGAUUCAGUGAUGGAAUACGCUUACCUUCCCCACCUCGAAGCGUCAGCUCUCCGUCUUCCCUUGGAUAGCGAGAGAUACUAUCUCCUAGUGAUCUUGCCAGUCAGGAGAGGUUCGGGCGAACUGGAAAGGUUGUUGGCCCGAAUGGCCCGUGAGUCGGAUCUCUCCGACGUGUAUGCCGCUUUGCAUCCUCGACGCGUGCGCGCGGUGGUGCCAAGUUUUAUAGUCAAGGGACAUGUGACUCUAACAACGGAUUUGCAAAAGAUCGGAAUCCGCGACGUGUUCGAGCCGCGCCAGCACGACUUCACGCCGAUGACGCCGCAGGGCGGCGUGUACGUGCGCAGCAUCGAGCAGGCCGUCUCCGUCGCCAUCCGCAAGUACCAGCCCGAUGUCAAGAACAGGUACAGCAGCAACCGUGGUCCAGUGAUAUUUUCUGCAACUUACCCCUUUCUGUACUUUGUGAUGGACAGCAAUAUCCACGUGGCACUGAUGGCAGGCAAAAUGGUAGACCCAUUAAACACGAGAAUACUAUAA